AUGUCGAAAGCUCAAGAAUUUUUAACUAAAAUAAAAUCAAAUAAUAACAUGUCCAAUGAAAACGGUUCCCAUACGGAUAGUGAUAUUGAAUCGAAACUUCUCAUGCCCUAUACGCAUAUCAGCCAAAUCUCAGGAAAACAAGGUCGCGAGAAGAUCGUCAUGGCUCUAAAUUACUGGCUGCCAAUAUCCAAUGACAAAAUGAAAAAAAUUAUUGAACUUCUAAAAAUGGUGCAUGUCGGAAGUUUAAUGAUUGACGACAUUCAAGAUAACACGAACAUGCGGCGAGGCGUGCCUGCAGCGCACCGCGUGUACGGGGUGCCUAUGACCAUUAAUGCAUCUUAUCACAUACACUUUGUAGCUUAUAACAAAGCCUAUGCAUUCGACCAUCGGAUACCAAAAAUAAUGUCAGAAGAGUUACUAAAAGCCUAUCGCGGUCAAGGCAUGGAGAUUUACUGGCGAGAUAAUUUCAUAUGUCCCACAGAGGACCAGUAUAAGGAGAUGCUACUACUAAAAACAGGUUCUUUUUUCCUUGGGGGUUACCGAUUAAUGCAACUAUUCAGUGAGAAUAAAACCGACUACAGUAAACUCGUAAAUAUGAUAGGAUGCUACUUCCAGAUAAGAGACGACUACCUCAAUCUAGUUCAUCCAGAGGAAUUAGAGGAAUGGCCGAAAAAAGAAGAUGCACAGGAUUCAAUUAAGGGAAGCAACUUCUGUGAUGAUAUAACUGAAGGUAAAUUCAGUCUCCCCGUCAUACAUGCGCUACAGAAGCCGCAAAGCGAAGAAAUACUCAAAAUCCUGAGGCAAAGGACUCGAGACGUGUCAUUGAAGAAGUACUUUGUGUCCCUUCUGAACACGCUCGGCAGCUUGCAGUACACUCGCCACGUUAUGGAAGAGAUGGACCGUGAAGCGAGAGCUAUGGUAUCAAAACUCGGCGGUAACCCAAUUAUGGAAGCUGUGCUCGACGAUCUAUGUAACUGGAAAAUCGAU
Brenthis ino (lesser marbled fritillary) is the source of this 987-nucleotide messenger RNA. The record is from the annotation of a GenBank genome assembly. Lineage: Eukaryota; Metazoa; Arthropoda; Insecta; Lepidoptera; Nymphalidae.